AUGCAGUCGUCAAACUAUAGCCGUGUGAUGGAGUUCAAGGUCAAAGAUCUGACCGUCAAUAAAUGCCCUCUCGUCCAAGUUUCCGACAGCGCCACUCUAGGAGACGCCUUGAACGCCAUGAAAGUCGUUUUUUGGUAUGAAACCGGUGGCAAACCGAGUAAGAGCGGUGCCUGUGGCUGCGGCGCCAGGCCAAUGGUUGAGACAGGAAGUGCAAAGAAACAGUACAUAGGAAUGGUGACGAUGCUGGAUGUUGUGGCUCACAUCGCCGGAGAGGAUGGGCUUGAUAAGAAAAUGGCUGCUCCUGUCUCUUCUAUCAUUGGUCAUUGCCCUGAGGGUCGCAGCUUGUGGUCUCUCAACCCCAGUUCCAGCAUAAUGGACUGUAUGGAGAUGUUGAGCAAAGGAAUACACAGAGUAUUGGUUCCAUUGGACAGUAACAUAGAGAAUACCCCAGGACCUGAAUUGGUAGAGUCAGCUUCUGCUUACACAAUGCUUACUCAAAUUGAUCUCAUCUCCUUUUUCCUCCACCAGUCCUCCCAUCUUCAACCUAUCCUCUCCCGCACCGUCACUGAUCUCUCCGCUGUAAACCACACCGUUUUGGCUCUCACUAGCCAGGCCAGAGUAAUGGAUGCAAUACAAUGCAUGAGCAUGGCGAUGCUCAGUGCGGUGCCUAUCCUCGAAGCCUCCAGCAAUGAAAAUCAGGACCAUAAACAGCUCGUGGACGGGAAAAACCGGAGAGUUGUGGGGACAUUCUCUGCGAGUGAUCUGAAGGGUUGUCAUUUAGCCACGUUGCGUUCUUGGUUGCCGUUAAACGCGCUGGAGUUCGCUGAGAAGAUCCCAAGAACGCCAUUGUUCCCCCAAGGUCAAGAGAGGGAGCUCGUGACAUGUCACGUGACAAUCAGCUUGGCCCAAGUGAUCCAGAUGGUCACCACGAAACGUGUGCACAGGGUUUGGGUCGUGGACCAGAACAAUGUCCUACAAGGCCUCGUUUCCCUUACUGACAUUAUCGCCGCCGUCCGAUUCGCUUUGAUCUCCUCUGCUCACCAUCUCUAA
This is a messenger RNA of Microthlaspi erraticum, 1050 nucleotides long. NCBI's taxonomy places the organism in Eukaryota, Viridiplantae, Streptophyta, Magnoliopsida, Brassicales, Brassicaceae. The record is from the annotation of a GenBank genome assembly.